Molecule: messenger RNA, 496 nt
Organism: Heterobilharzia americana
Lineage: Eukaryota; Metazoa; Platyhelminthes; Trematoda; Strigeidida; Schistosomatidae
Source: the annotation of a GenBank genome assembly
UCAGUGAUGCCUUUGAAGUGAAGUGAAGACAGGAGUGAAACAAGGUUGCCUACUAUCCCCCAUGAUAUUCCUGAUUGUGGUUGACUGGACUGGAUCAUGCAGCAAACAGUGGGGAGCUGUGAGAAGAGGGGGAUACACUGUUUGACCGCGGAAAAGAACCUAGAAGACUUGGAUUUCGCCGAUGACUUGUGCCUGAUGUCACACAAACUGGAAGAUCUACAGACGAAAACUAACAAGUUGACAGAAGAGGCAAGGCGGGGCAGCGAAGACGGGACUUCAAGUGAAUAUAGAGAAGACAGAAGUGAUGAAGAUACCGCACCACCACCAUCAACAACAACAACAAACUCCAAUCACCAUCAACGGGAGAAACUUGAAGGAAGUAACCUCCUUCACUUAUCUAGGAAGCACUGUUUCAACUACAGGCGGGACGGACGAGGACGUCAAAGUCAGAAUCGGAAAAGCAAGACAGGCGUUCAUUAGCCUGAAACCAGUGUGG